This is a messenger RNA of Cucurbitaria berberidis CBS 394.84, 1029 nucleotides long. Its product is annotated as periplasmic binding protein-like II. The record is from RefSeq and is a predicted model, not a curated record. NCBI's taxonomy places the organism in Eukaryota, Fungi, Ascomycota, Dothideomycetes, Pleosporales, Cucurbitariaceae. The coding region runs from base 10 to 939 and encodes 309 amino acids. The transcript is spliced from 2 exons.
CAAUCCAAUAUGCGGUUCUUACCCAUCCUCCUCCUCUACUUACACCAUGGAGCUGCACUCAAAGUCGCAACAUCCCUUGCCUGGAUCGAGCACACGCCCCAACCCUACGCUAUCAAAAAUUUCUACAAAGGCUCCUCUUCAGCAACCCUAACAUCCGGCGGCGUCGCCAACCUCGGAACCGACAAAUCCUUUGACCUCGCCGCCAACGCCGAAACCCAAGGGCUAAAACAAUACGCUAGCCAUCGCAAAAUUCGCCUCAUAUACAUCGUUUGCGAAGUGGCGUAUCGGAUCGUGGCUGACCGUUCCAAAGGGAUCAAAUCGUUGGCGGAUUUGAAGGGCAAGAAGAUUGGUAGUAUCAAGGGAACCAGUGCAGCUAUCUUUGUGGAGAAGAUGAUGAGGAACGUCGGGGUGAAGGAAGGAGAAUACACGGUUGUUAAUGUGUGCAUGAAGACGCCCUGCGCCUCGAACACCCUCCCUUCACAACUCAAGUCAGGCGCAAUUGAUGCGUUUGGCGUCUGGGAACCAGCCGUCGAACUUGGUGCUCAAACCCUCGGUCCAAACGCAGUUAUCUUCCAGAAUGCAUCAAUAUAUCGGGAAGUCUAUGCUCUGUACUCCACUACAGAAGCACUCGACGACCCUAAGAGGAGAAAAGAUAUCGUUGAGUUCGUGCGCGCGCUCAAUAAAACCUUAGAUGUUUUCGCAAACGAGCCGAAGAAGGCCGGAGUAUAUGAUUUUGUGGCAAAGGAGGUUGGCAUGGAUGCGUCUGUUGUAGAGGCUGUGUGGGAUGAUCACAAAUGGAGUGGUCGAUGGGAUGACAAGGAGCUUCUUGACUUUCUCGUGGAAGAAGACACUUAUUUGGCGCAAGUGGAUAAGAGAACACCGGUACCGCGAAAGGAGUUGCAGAAUUUUCUUGAUACGAGUGUUCUGGACGAGCUGUGACAGGGAGCGCAGACGUGGGAAGUGCGAUGAAUGAUGGGGUGAAGAUACAUUGCUUGUCAGAAUGGGGUUACUUUCCUUGAUGCUCAGAUC